AUUAAGUAAGAACUGGCGCGUGGAGGUCGUAGUACAGCAAAUUGUUCUGAUAGUUGCCCUACUGUUGACUUUGGAGCAUUACAUCACUUGCGCGUUAGAAUAAAAUAUGCGUAAAUUUGAAUAAAAUCGAUAGCACGGUGUGAUAAAUCUGUCCAGUUUUGACGAAAGGCUUCUCGCUUUCACUGAAACUACGAAUGAAGAAAGUUAUAGGACUUUUUGAUGCAGCUUUACCUCCUAAAUUCAAACUACGACUUCAAACAAUUUAUCGAUUACGUGUGAAUAAUCGUGGAGAGCUAUUAAAACCGCAAAUUCAACCUUCCUUCUCUUCAUAUGUGAAGAGAAUGUCGCUAAGACAAGUCGUUGCCGACAAACUUCUAAAUGAAGUGAUUUGUCCACUGAAGAAACCGGAUGGAAGAGGUUUCAACGCUUUGGUCGUCGACAAACCGUCAAUGCUCAUGAUCUCGGCUUGUUGCAAAAUGCACGACAUCAUGGAAAAUGGCAUCACCAUAGUCGAAGACUUAACAAAGCGAAGGGAGCCACUUCCUAGCCUAGAAGCAAUCUAUAUCAUAGAGCCGAGUAGUGAAUCGAUCGACUGUCUUAUUAGCGACUAUGCUGGGCGAAAUCAAUAUAAAUGUGCCCAUGUUUUCUUCACAGCAGCAUGUCCCGAAGAUCUUUUUUCGAAGCUCUCCCACAACUCAGUAGCUCAUCAUAUCAAAACUUUGAAGGAAAUCAAUAUCGGGUUUAUUCCAUACGAAAGUCAGGUUUUCUCGUUGGGUUCCGAUAUGAUCUUUUCCAAAAAUCAGAAUGAUCUCGAACUAAUUGCUGAAAAAUUAGCGAGUGUUUGUGCUACACUGAAGGAGUACCCGACUAUACGAUAUCGUGCCGAGUUCGAACUUAACCUCGACCUUGCCCAACUUGUCCAACAGAAAUUGGACGCAUACAAAGCAGAUGAUCCUGAAAUGGGUGAAGGAGGUGGAAAAGCUAAAAGCCAGCUGCUAAUAAUAGAUCGCGGUUUUGACGCAAUAACUCCGAUUCUACAUGAGCUGACCUUGCAAGCGAUGUGCCACGACGUGCUCGAUAUCGAAAACGAUGUCUAUCAUUACGAAACUGGCGGAAAGAAUCAGGAAACUAUUCUCGAUGAAAACGAUGAACUUUGGGUUGACACUCGCCACAAACACAUAGCAGAUGUAUCGCAGGAGAUUAUUGCAGGACUGAAAAAGUUAGGGGACACUAAAGAUGCCUCAAAAGCUGUUGCAAAUGUUAAAUCCAUCAAGGAUCUGUCCGACUUGAUAAAGAAAAUGCCGCAGCAUCAGAAGGAGUUGCAUAGGUUUACGAGCCAGUUUCAUUUGGUGGAAGAUUGUAUGCAUAAGUAUCAGAAUGGUGUGGAUAAGCUGUGCAAAGUCGAGCAAGACAUAGCAACCCAAUUUGAUGUAAAUGGCGAAAAGGUGAAGGAUCCGGUGAGGUUGAUGGCACCGCUUUUGAUAGAUCCGGAGGUGAAGCUGGAGGAUCGACUGAGGCUUGUUUUGCUCUAUGUUUUGAGCCAAAAUGGGGUCAGUGAAGAAAAUCUUGAUAAAAUGCUACAACACGCUAAUAUUCCCAUGAAUGAGAGAGACACAUUAACAAACUUGAGUUCCCUGGGAAUAAACGUAAUUAAUGAAUCGGGAAGGAGAACCCCAGCUCUUUCGAGAAGACAAAGGCCAAAUGAGCAAGUUUACCAAACCUCCCGUUGGGUUCCGGUAAUCAAGGAUGUCAUGGAAGAUGCCACUGAUGGUAAACUUGACUCAAGGAAAUACCCAUUUUUACCCAACAACCGUACAAAUCAAGGCUUUGGUAUAGCCAGAUCUGCUCGCUAUGGUCGAUGGCACAAGGAGGCACCUGUUGGCCCAAGUGGACCAAAACUAUUCAUCUUUAUUGUCGGAGGCCUUGCAUACUCGGAAAUGCGAGCCGCGUACGAAGUGACGGAAGCUAUGAAGCCUUGGGAAGUUGUCAUAGGCUCUGACCGCAUUAUUACCCCGGAACAGUUUAUAAGAGAUCUUCGACAGCUUCCCAGCGCUGAAGAUUGCUCAGAUCUGUUGAAAAAGCUUUAUUUGAAAUCAAGACCUAAUAUAAACAAGGAAUCAACGCAUCAACCUUCGUCCUUCGUCGCCAUCUCUCCUUUCACGCGGGGAAAAAUCCGAAAAGAUAUGACUGGCAGCAAUGCUUAUCAGUCCAGAAUGAUCACUGCACGACAUCAUCGAAGAUCAUCUUCAAAAUGGAUUCCGCCGUCAGCACCUUUACACAAUCCGAUGAGUAUUUUCCGUAGCCGUGCUAGCAGGGAACGAGGCUCUCGCAUGAUCCAGCCAAACCAUCUUUUCGACGAGCCACGUUAUGAUCUCAACAAUUUUCGCCAAUUCACCAACAACUCAAUUACGACUACGAAAUACAGUCUGCUGACGUUUAUACCCUAUAACAUCAUACAUCAAAUGUGUACAAAAUAUGCGAAUAUUUAUUUUUUGUUCAUUGCAUUGCUAAAUUUCUGCCCACUAUUUGCUGCAUACACAAGAUUUCUUGGCUUAGUGCCAAUAAGCUUUGUGCUAGGUACAACUCUUAUAAAGGAUGGUUUCGAAGAUUUAAGACGUUGGCGGUACGACAAUAAAAUAAACAAUAACACGUGCCAUGUAUGGGAUAGGGAUCGCCAGAUGUUUCGAAAAAUGCAGUGGAAACAUAUCCUCGUCGGAGAUUUUGUACACGUCUCUAAUGAACAGGAUAUACCAGCUGAUAUAUUAUUUCUAAGGUCUUCGGACGAAAAUGCCACAUGUUUUGUGGAAACAAGCAAUCUAGAUGGGGAAACAUCCUUGAAGCAAAGAGUUGUUCCUAGGCAAUACGUGGCUUUCUCAGAGCCUGAUUCGAAGUUCAUGCCAUCGCAGUUUACUGGGACAGUUUUCUGUGAGCCACCCGAUCCGGCCAUUUACACAGUUCGGGCGAAAAUUGAGUACGAGCCAGGAUGUUUUGAAGUUGUCACUAAAGACAAUAUGUUACUUCGAGGUAGCCGUCUGCGAAAUACAUCAUGGAUCGAAGGCAUUGUUUUGUACGCAGGACAUGACACUAAAGUAAUGAUGAACAAUGGUCGUACUCCUCAUAAAAUCUCUGGAAUUGAGCGACUCACCAAUAAAUUCAUUAUUGUUUGCGUUGUUAUUCUGGUAGCGAUGGUGUUAGGAAGCUCAUUGAUGUCGGGUAUUUGGUCUUCUCAUCAUCCACCGUCAAAUAAUAUAAGCACAAUUAUUCCGGAUCCAUUUGUGGUAUGGGACGCUCCAACGCCAUUUUUCGAAGGUCUGUAUAACGUUGGCACAUUUGUGAUAUGUUAUCAGGUUAUUGUACCCAUUUCAUUGUACAUCACUGUCGAAAUUAUCAAAGCAGCUCAAAUGUAUAUUCUUAGCCAAGAUAUUGAACUAUAUGAUGAAGAAUCCGAUCGUCCAGUCGACUGCAGAUCGCUGAACAUCCCAGAGGAAUUGGGGCAGGUAACCCACAUAUUAUCGGACAAAACUGGUACACUCACAGAGAACAUCAUGGUAUUUCGGAAUUGUGCAUUCGACCGUAAAGACUAUGGCCCGGGAAAUUUGAAAGACAUAGAUCCCACGCAGCCAGUUGCCUCAGUAGCACUACUAGCUAGAGUAAAAAACGAAUGGCGCACAAAUGCCACUAUGAAACAUUUCUUCUACAACAUGGUUCUGAACAAUUCGGUUGUGGUGAAUAAAACUCCACAUCACGACGAGUUAGAAGUCGGUUAUUUCGAGCAUGGAGUCUACAACAUUGGGAACUCUUCCUUCUUUGAUAUCAGCUUUGAUCAAUUUACGGAAAUGGUGGCAAAUCUCAAAAAGCAGGCAUCUAUUGAGGAAAGGCCAGAUUCACUGGCCAAUCCAAAUCUGCCGGAAAUUCCUGAAGAAGACGAAAUUGGCCCGUUCACUCCAGGAUCUCCCCGAUCAUUCACUCCCAUAUCCUCUGCGUCCGAGAAGGAGGCGCCUCCAAUUUUGACUCCGUUAUCGCUCAUCUCAAAAGGAUCUCUUACAAAAUUUGUGCGAAGAAAUAUCAUUUCACCCAUCCAGGAUCUGAUUCCUUAUGCUUCGAUUCGUAAACUUCGUCAUGAAACCCUUCUUCCACAAGAAGAAUGGUGUCCAUAUGAAGCUGAAAGCCCGGAUGAGUUGGCGUUAAUCUUAGGUGCAAAACUCUACGGUUUCACGCUUGUAGACAAGGCAGCAACACACAUCAAAAUUAGUUUACCGGAUGGUUCCAAAGAAAAAGUUCCAAUUCUUCAAGUUCUUCCCUUCCAUUCUGGACGUAAACGUAUGUCCAUAGUGCUUGAUACACCAGCUGGACCUCUGUUGUAUUGCAAAGGAGCAGAUUCUGCAAUAUUACCUAGACUGCGUCGCCCGACAGAAGCAGAAUCCGUCCAUUGCUCAAAAUUGAAGGAACGGCUGGACGAGUAUUCUUGUAGAGGUCUUCGAACUUUGGCAUUUGGUAUGCGACUGCUAAAUCACGAGGAAUGGGACGAGUUCAUGGAGAGCUAUCGAUUUGCAAUGAGCGUAACCUCAAAUGAUCGUGAUGAGCUUCUCUCGCAGAAGGCGGAUGAGAUCGAAAAAGACCUGGAAUUGUUGGGAGUGACGGGGAUUGAAGACCGAUUGCAAGAUGGUGUGGAAGAGACAAUAGUUGCAAUGCGCAGUGCAGGCAUACAGGUGUGGGUCCUGACUGGAGACAAGCUAGAAACUGCUGAAAAUAUUGCACGAUCUUGUGGAUUGUUUUCGCCCAAUAGAGAAACAAGAAAAAUAGAGACCCCGGAAGAUGUAACGCAAAUACGAGGAGAGGGAUUCAACUUGAUUCUCUCACCACAAGCAACACUUAUGGCAAAAGCUGGUGAACAAUCCUUACUCUCCAUUCUUAAAAAGGCUAAAGCUGUGUUGUGCUACCGUAUGACACCUUCAGAAAAAGCAGAAAUUGUAAAAUGUGUAAAAACACGUCUGAAAGGUAGGGUGCUAGCUAUUGGUGAUGGUGCUAAUGACGUACCAAUGAUUCAAGCUGCACAUGUUGGAAUCGGGGUGGCUGGAAAGGAAGGCAUGCAGGCUGCUAUGGCUUGUGACUUCGCUAUUGCAAGAUUUCGGUUUCUUAGACGUCUGCUAUUGGUGCACGGGCAUUGGUGCUACGAUCGUCUUGCUCUAACUUUUUUGUUCUUCCUUUACAAAAAUACGAACAAUGUAUUUAUUCUGUUUUUCUUUCAAUUUUAUGAUGGAUGGUCAGCAGCUUUCACUAAUGACCCCACGUAUACUAUCCUAUACCCAAUCAUCUUCUCAGCUGUUCAACCUAUAAUAGUCGGUGUCUUCGACCAGGAUCGAUCGGCUGAAGAUCUACUGGAAGAUCCGAGCUUGUACUCAUCAGGCCGGAAAGGAACCAAAUACACAUUUAGCCUUUUUGCGCUCAGCGUUAUUGACGGGAUAUGGCAAGCAGCUGUUGUUUAUUAUGUGGCGCAUUUGACCUUCGACGGUUAUGAUUGUGGAUUAUGGACUUUCGGAUUCUACACAUCCACAGGUGUAAUGCUUACCAAUGCCGCACACCUUAGCAUCGAAGUUAGGUGCUGGACCCUGCCGAUAGCGAUAAUUUUCAUAUUUUUCAUCGGACUUCACUAUGCUUACUUCAUCAUAUAUGGUUUUGUGGUCCAACCACAAUGGAUCCACAAUGCUCCUGUGCUGGUCGCGCUGGAGGCCAUGAUGACUGUGGACUUUUGGUUGUAUAGCGUGAUUGUAACAGUAAUCGCAGUCUUUCCAAGAUUUGCAUGUAGAUGCCUGUGGAAUACGUUGUUUGAUAAGGAGAAGAGAAAGACGAAGUGAAAAAUUUUCGGGUGCAAAUGACUCUGUGAUAUGUUUGUACAUAAUAAGCUGAUAUUAUGACACGUGCC
Messenger RNA from Cylicocyclus nassatus, 5923 nucleotides. The record is from the annotation of a GenBank genome assembly. Lineage: Eukaryota; Metazoa; Nematoda; Chromadorea; Rhabditida; Strongylidae.